Phycodurus eques (leafy seadragon) is the source of this 699-nucleotide messenger RNA. RefSeq lists its product as uncharacterized. The record is from RefSeq and is a predicted model, not a curated record. Gene Ontology annotation, molecular function: transmembrane signaling receptor activity. Lineage: Eukaryota; Metazoa; Chordata; Actinopteri; Syngnathiformes; Syngnathidae. The transcript is spliced from 3 exons. Bases 1 to 699 code for a protein of 232 amino acids. Gene Ontology annotation, cellular component: plasma membrane.
AUGCCGCAGGCGCAGGGCCUGAGGAAGAGCGUCCUCCUCGUCUUCAUCUUCACCGUCGUCAUCCUCAUCCCAGCUCGCAAGACCGGUGGCCGUUCGGCGGAGGAAGCGAAAGCGUGCGCGGGACACUGGCUGGAAUUUACAUGCAAAUACCCGAAGGCGGAAGCCGAGUAUCGGCGCGUGCGGCUGGAGGGCCGAAAUCUGCCAGAAUCCGUGCAGAGCGGCGUGAGGAACAGGUGGGACGGCAAAGGGAGAAUCUCCUUGUUCCACGACACGCAAAACGGGACGCUCAGGGUGUGCAUCAGAGAGCUCCGAAAAGGCGAUUCGGGGGAAUACGUGUGCACUUUCCACACGGGCGCCCCAGGAAGACCCCCCUCGUCCAAAGUCAAAGUGGACCUCGACGACGGCGACUGCCAAGCGGACUUCACGCAGCGGGCUUACGCGGGGACCCCGAGCCGCAUCGCUUGCGAUUACCCGCGAGAGGUGCGGAACGCCACGAGGUUUUUGUGCAGAGACGACGGCGUCGCGUGCGCGGACGUUUCGGCCACGGCGACGUCUGCUAACGGGACCGCGUCGUCUUUGACCUUCUCGAUCGGGGAGGAGGUCACGCCGGAGCACGCCGGCGUCUACUGGUGCGGCCUGGCGACGGCCGGCGGAAGACGCGCCGUCCGCAAAGUCAGCCUGACGGUGGAAAGUCAGUAA